Closterium sp. Yama58-4 is the source of this 1843-nucleotide messenger RNA. Lineage: Eukaryota; Viridiplantae; Streptophyta; Zygnematophyceae; Desmidiales; Closteriaceae. The record is from the annotation of a GenBank genome assembly.
AUGGCGGCGGCCCGCGUGCCUCGCCGUGCGAGGAUCGUGUCAGCCCCGGCGUCAGCGAUCGCGCUGUCGCAGCGGAUCGUAGGCUCGUCGCUCUCGUCGCACAUCGCACGAUCUGCCUUCCAGUCUCCCGUUCUUCCAUCCCACCAUCCCUCCGCCGCCGCCGCCGCCACCGCCGCCGCCGCUUCCGCUACACCUGGUUUCAGUAGCGGAACCGUCACUGAUUCCGCAGCUGAUAGGGACGCCACAGACGCGACUGUAGCUUGUAUCGAGGCUUCCCGUAAAGGGGUUGUGGCAGGGAGAUUCAGCCAGCCCCGCUUUUCCCUCCUCGUUCCUGCUGCGUCGAUCACCCUCACCCACCCAUGGCCGCCCGUGCACCAUCCUCUCUCUGCCGCGCCCAUCCCCGCGCUCGUCCGCUUCCUUUCGUCCUCCGCGCUAGCGCCGCAGCAGCUCCACUCCACCGUCCUUUCCCGCAGCGCGGGCGCGGACAGCAGCAGCAGCAGCAGCAGCAGCAGCGGCAGCGGCGGAGGCAACAUUGAGGCUCUGCCGCCCUCUGUACCCCGUGCCGUUCCUGACCCUGGAGAGUCCCUAUCAGCGCGUGUGGAGCUAGCAGGCAGCGAGGUGGUGUUUGAGACGGGGCGGCUGGCGCGCCUGGCGUCAGGAGCAGUGGUGGUGGGUGUGGGUGACACCAAGGUGCUCGUCACCGCUGUCUCAUCGCACGAUCGGGACACCUCCCGGGACUUUCUCCCUCUCAUGGUGGACUACAGGGAGAGGCAGUACGUGAUGGGGCGCAUACCCAACACGUACAUGCGGCGGGAGGGCGCGCCCAAGGAGAGGGAGAUCCUCUGUGCGCGCAUCAUCGACCGCUCCAUCCGCCCGCUCUUCCCCAAAGGCUUCUUCUAUGAUACCCAGAUCACGGCGUCUGUGCUGAGCAGCGACCAGGAGCAGGACCCGGACGUGCUGGCGGUGAAUGCGGCGUCGGCAGCGCUGUGCAUCUCAGACAUCCCCUGGAACGGCCCCAUUGGCUGCGUGCGUGUGGGGCGCAUUGACGGGCAGUUCGUUGUCAACCCCUCCAUGACCCAGCUUGCGGGCAGCGACCUGUCACUGGUCUACGCAUGCACACAAGACCACGCAGUGAUGAUGGAGGUGCAGGCGCGCGAGAUAAGCAACGAGGACAUGGCAGCAGCGCUGCACCUUGCGCACGCAGAGGCCGCCAAGCUCAUUCCCCCGCAGCUGGAGCUCGCAGAGCAGGCGCGGCAGGAGAAGCGCCAGGCAGUGCCGCUGGUGGUGACACCGGCAGUGAUGGAGCGAGUGAGAGGGCUGGCAAAGGACGCUGUCACGGCUGUGCUCACCAAUGCACUCUACUCCAAGCAAGACAGGGGGCGGGCACUGAGCAAGGUGCAGGAGGAUGUGGCGGAGGUGCUGGGGGGAGGGGGGAGCUUGGCUGCUGGGGAGGAGGCGGAGGGGGAGAAGCAGGAGGGGGAGGGCGGUGAUUCCGCGUUGGCACAGCUGCCAGGCGCCAUGGAGAAGCUCAAACGAGAGGUGAUUCGCGACGCUGUGCUGGGCAGGGGUUCGAGAGCAGACGAGCGGGGGUUGGAGGAGGUGCGGCAGGUGGCGUGUGAGGCGGGCGUUCUCAACCCGCUGCACGGCUCCUCACUCUUCUCCCGCGGGAACACACAGGUGCUGUGCACGGUCACUCUUGGCCCACCGGAUGACGCACAGCGAGUGGACUCCCUUACAGGAGUGACCCAGAAGCGGUUCAUGGUGCACUACUCCUUCCCGCCCUUCUCCGUCAACGAAGUGCGCAGCGAGCGAGGCGGGCUCAACCGCAGGGAGGUGGGGCACG